Pseudozyma hubeiensis SY62 is the source of this 1623-nucleotide messenger RNA. Its product is annotated as galactokinase. The record is from RefSeq and is a predicted model, not a curated record. The coding region runs from base 1 to 1623 and encodes 540 amino acids. Gene Ontology annotation, molecular function: ATP binding; galactokinase activity. Lineage: Eukaryota; Fungi; Basidiomycota; Ustilaginomycetes; Ustilaginales; Ustilaginaceae. Gene Ontology annotation, biological process: galactose metabolic process; carbohydrate phosphorylation. The transcript has a single exon. Gene Ontology annotation, cellular component: cytosol; cytoplasm.
AUGGCUCCGAAUCAGGUCAGCGAUCCAGUACCGCUGGUCAACUCUCUCGACUCGAUCUACUCGAAAGCUGGCGUGCUCAAAAACGGCAAGAGGUGGGACGACCUCGCCUCAAAAUUCGCCGAUGCCUAUGACGGUUUGAAGCCUGACUUCAUCGCUCGGGCGCCUGGAAGGGUGAACCUCAUCGGAGAGCAUAUCGACUACGUUGGAUUCUCGGUGUUCCCCGCUGCUGUCGAAAAAGACAUUCUCAUGGCUACCAAGGUCACCCUCGCUCCAGCGGGGGGAUCAUCCGAUUCGGUCGAAGUCGUGCUCAAAAACACCACCACAAGAUUUGCAGAGACAUCCUUCACCUCUCGCUACGACUCGGUUGACGGCGUACAGCUGCUCAAUUCGGGCGAUUCGCGAUGGGCCAACUACUUCAAGGUGGCAUUCAAGGGCCUUCACUCGCACCUGCCCUCCUCCGUUCUCGACGCCUCCAACCCCUCCCGACCCGUUCGAAUCCAAGUGCUGGUCGACGGUACCAUUCCUCCAGAGUCGUCCCUCUCCUCCUCCGCCGCCAUGACCACGUGCUCGAGCAUCGUCAUCCUCGAAUCCUUCUCCGCCCGCUCCCUCAUCGACCGCAAGGAGAUGGCCGAAGUCGCCAUCGAAAGCGAACGUCUCGUCGGCGUCAACUCCGGCGGCAUGGACCAGAGCGCUUCCAUCUUCGGCAUCCCCGACCACGCGCUCUACAUCUCCUUCUACCCCGAACUCAGUGUCGAACCUACGAAACUUCCACAGUCCGACACGGAACAUACGUUCGUCAUCGUCAACACGUUGGUGGUGAGCGACAAGAAGGUGACCGGACCGGUGAAUUAUAAUCUGCGGGUGGUGGAGACGAGGAUGGCGGCUAGGGCGCUGGCGAAGGGGUUGGGGCUGGGGAGCGGGAAUGGGUGUAAGGAUCUGAGGGGGGUGCUGGAGACGUACUUUGCGGAGAACGGGGGUGUGGGGAGGUUGGAGCUGGAAAUAGAGAACAGUGGAGCUGUCAAGGAGACGUUGGAAAAGUCGGGCGAGGAAGCCGCGAGGAUCAAAGUGUUGGAGGAGAAGGUCGAAUCUCUGUACCACGACGACACGCUCAAAGCCGGUCUGACGAGGCAGCAAGUGGAAGAGCUCACCGGAUACUCUGGUGAAGAGUUCGACAAGGAGUUCCUGAGCUCCUUCCCCAUCCGCGCCGACAAGUUCGAGCUCUACAAACGUUCCAAGCACGUCUUCACCGAAGCCCUGCGAGUCCUCCAAUUCCGAUCUCUCUGCAACUCCCCCUCACCCGACGUCUACCGACAACUAGGCUCGCUCAUGGACGACUCGCAAUCCUCCCUCCGCGACCUCUACAACUGCAGCUGCGACGAGCUCAACACUGUCAUCGACAUCGCAAAGCGCAACGGAAGCCUCGGAAGCAGGUUGACCGGAGCAGGCUGGGGUGGCUGCACGGUCCAUCUGGUCCCCAAGAAGAAGGUCGAGGUGUUCAUCUCGGCUAUGAGGACGCAGUACUAUGCAAAGAGGUUCGAAGGGAAGGGAUUGAGCGAGGACGAGUUGAACGAUGCUUGCUUUGAUACUAAGCCUGCUGGCGGUGCUUGCGUGUACAAGGUGUGA